AUGGAGGUAGCCGGUGGAAUAGUCGAGUUAGGAUUUGUCAAGGUGGAUCAGUUGAAGCCAGGGACAGCGGGCAAGAAUCUAAUUGUCAAAGUCCUAAAUACUGAUGUGGUGGUUGACAAGAACCAAAACAGCAGGUUGCAGUCCCAAUCGCCAUGUGUAUAUUCUCAACCGCAAAUCACACGUGUAGCUGAGACCCUUGUUGGAGAUGAAACCGGAACUAUCAUAUUCACCACUCGUAACGAACAAGUUGACUUGAUGGAGCCAGGUAGCAUCCUACUCCUUUAUGGUGCAAAAGUCCAAAUGAAUCGAGGCUUCAUGAGGUUAGCUGUAGAGCAUCAUAUACAAAUCAUAAUCGCAGAACCUGUGGAAUUGGUUGUAAAUGCAGAUGAUGAUUGUAGUAUGUCUUUAGAUGAAUAUGAG
Molecule: messenger RNA, 420 nt
Organism: Nicotiana tabacum (common tobacco)
Lineage: Eukaryota; Viridiplantae; Streptophyta; Magnoliopsida; Solanales; Solanaceae
Source: RefSeq, a predicted model, not a curated record